GACCUUGGCUCCAUCUCCACCACUGUGCCCAAAUCCAUGGCCAAUUCCCUGAGGGACACCAGGGCCAUUUCCUACUCAGGAUGUGCUGCCCAGCUCUUCCUGGUUAUAUUCUUGCUUGGAGCAGAGUAUUCUCUCCUCACAGUCAUGGCCUAUGACCGCUAUGUUGCCAUCUGCAAACCCCUGCACUAUGGGACCCUCAUGGGCAGCAGAGCUUGUGUCAAAAUGGCAGCAUCCGCCUGGGCCAGUGGUUUUCUCAAUGCUGUGCUGCACACUGCUAACACAUUUUCAAUACCACUCUGCCAAGGCAACACAGUGGACCAGUUCUUCUGUGAAAUCCCCCAGAUCCUCAAGCUCUCCUGCUCAGACUCCUACCUCAGGGAAGCUGGCCUUCUUGUGGUUAGUAUGUGUUUAGGCUUUGGGUGUUUCAUUUUCAUUGUGCUGUCCUACGUGCAGAUCUUCACUGCUGUGCUGAGGAUCCCCUCUGAGCAGGGCCGGCACAAAGCCUUUUCCAUGUGCCUCCCGCACCUGGCCGUGGUCUCCCUGUUUGUCAGCACUGGCAUGUUUGCCUACCUGAAGCCCCCCUCCCUCUCCUCCCCAGCUCUGGAUCUGGUGGUGGCUGUUCUGUACUCAGUGGUGCCUCCAGCAGUGAACCCCCUCAUCUACAGCAUGAGGAACAAGGAGCUCAAGGAGGCACUGAGGAAAGUGAUUCCAUGGACAUUUGUCAGCAGUGGUAAAAUUGCCAUUGCUCUCCACAAAUGA
Molecule: messenger RNA, 759 nt
Organism: Dromaius novaehollandiae (emu)
Lineage: Eukaryota; Metazoa; Chordata; Aves; Casuariiformes; Dromaiidae
Product: olfactory receptor 14A16-like
Exons: 1
Biological process (GO): G protein-coupled receptor signaling pathway
Cellular component (GO): membrane
Molecular function (GO): G protein-coupled receptor activity; odorant binding; olfactory receptor activity
Source: RefSeq, a predicted model, not a curated record